Messenger RNA from Parasteatoda tepidariorum (common house spider), 1106 nucleotides. NCBI's taxonomy places the organism in Eukaryota, Metazoa, Arthropoda, Arachnida, Araneae, Theridiidae. The record is from RefSeq and is a predicted model, not a curated record.
CAUUGUCAGUCCAUUUUGGAAUUCAACUCGUCAACCCAACUUUAACCGCCCACUUCCAUGCCCGGAAGUGAUAUAAUCUUCUUGGAAGUGGGAGGAGUGUUCUAAAGGGGUACAUACUCCAGAGCCAGAGAGAACGUCUUAAGUUCUAGCAUUUUUCGAAGUUUCAUUUGAUAGAAUUGUAUACUUUCAAAAUUAUUAUGGGGAACAACAUGAUUUCUGAACAGGAAACCGACAUGGUUUUCACAACGGAGCAAUCCACUUUUCUUUCUUACUAUUCAAGGAAAACAAGCAAAUUUGGAAUUAAUUAUGCAACCCAUUUUGACAAUAUCUAUUCCGCAUUUCUCGGCACUGGUGAUUCUAACACAGUAAAGGAAGUUUUAGAGCUUUCCAAGGAGAUUAAAAUGGACUUUUGUAAGAUUUUUAAAGGCAAACUGAGGCGUAUCUUUUACACUUAUAAGGAUUUUUCACAUCUCUGUUUGGUAAAUUGUUUGCAGAACUUCAUAGUAGUUACCGAUUACGGUGCAAUGAAUGAGUUUUAUGGACAUGAAUCGCCGACAUGUUUUGAAUCAGCAACCGGUUUAUAUUCAAUGACAACACUCAAUCUGGCCUGGAGGAAUGGUUGUUCCGAGUUCGAACUGAAAACGUCUAUUGAGAACUGUCCUGAAAAUUUUCGAUCUCUCCAGUUACUCCAUCUUUACUUCAAGUCCAAGCAGCACGGAACUCUUUCCAUGAGUGAAAAGGCACUGCAAGUUCUUUGGAGUUCUAUUCCAGAUCCUCUUUUGACCAGAAGCCAAUUUUCCAGAAUUUUCGUCGAGAGGAAAGAUAGGCACAAGCCUAGCAAGGACAUGGUUGACGCGUGGAACUGGUAUUGCAGACUGGUGAGAGAUACUGAAAGUUGUCAAAAGUGCCCCAGAUCUCUUAAACAUCUCUCAAGAUGCACAAUUAGACAAAGGCUGAAAGAAAACCUUUUGUUGCCAGAGGCCGUCGACGUGCUUCCCAUACCAAAGACUUGUAAGAAGUACUUAGUUUUAAAAGACUUUGGUGAAAUAAAUUGAUUUUAAUGAAAUUCAUGUUUGGCGAAGUUAUUGUGCUACUUUGAGGAGAAA